Molecule: messenger RNA, 723 nt
Organism: Homo sapiens (human)
Lineage: Eukaryota; Metazoa; Chordata; Mammalia; Primates; Hominidae
Gene: PATL2
Product: PAT1 homolog 2
Biological process (GO): deadenylation-dependent decapping of nuclear-transcribed mRNA
Cellular component (GO): nucleus; cytoplasm; P-body
Source: RefSeq, marked validated
GCUGUCUGUACAUCGGCGCCCUCCGAUCUGGGGUGCGCGCCCCAGCUUGGGACACCGGGCGCUCAUUCUAGGACUUCAGGCUGGAGGCACAUUAAGGCUGCCCCCUCGCUUUGCAGACUGGCCCCAGAGAUGCUAAGUGACUUGCUAAUGGUGCCCCCGCCAGUUAACUGCUCGGACCUGCAUUUUUCAUUCGAGAAAACGGAAACCCAGAAGAUUAAGAUCUUUGAAUGCUACCUAGCAGAAGGAGAACUUCUGUUUAUAACUACAGCUUGGGAAUUCCCUGCAGGGUUUCUCCAUUCUCUGGGUAAGAAAAAUAGUCCCAAAAGCAUCCUGAGGACAGCUCAGAGAAGGUCCUAGUGAAAGAGUACCUUUCUUGCUUCUUGUAUCCCUUCAGGAAAAAGUGUUUGGAAAGUUCUGUGCCAAGAAGUUCCUCCCUAUGUCCUUGCUGUUUAGGCUUUUGAUAAUCUUUAUUGUGGAGGCCAUGCCUAAACUAAGAAAAUGCAAUACUCUCCAUGGACCUAAUGAAAUGAGAUAAUGCACAAGAGAGAGCCUCCCACAAUGCCUGGUACAUAGGGAGAGGAACAGCCUCGCCAACAUUCCCACAGGCUUGAGGAAGGUAGGAAGGAGGGGCCUCCAGCCCCCGCCCUGGUGUGGAUGUUCCCCUCCCUGCUGGGAUUACAGGUGUUGCCACCAGGCGACUGAAACAUGUCUUUUGCACUUACA